Tachyglossus aculeatus (Australian echidna) is the source of this 5262-nucleotide messenger RNA. It is a transcript of the gene TOP2B, whose product is annotated as DNA topoisomerase II beta. Gene Ontology annotation, molecular function: DNA topoisomerase type II (double strand cut, ATP-hydrolyzing) activity; DNA binding; ATP binding. The record is from RefSeq and is a predicted model, not a curated record. Gene Ontology annotation, cellular component: nucleus. NCBI's taxonomy places the organism in Eukaryota, Metazoa, Chordata, Mammalia, Monotremata, Tachyglossidae. The transcript is spliced from 36 exons. The coding region runs from base 60 to 4934 and encodes 1624 amino acids. Gene Ontology annotation, biological process: resolution of meiotic recombination intermediates; sister chromatid segregation; DNA topological change.
CCGGGCCGCUGCCGAGGCGGCGGAAAAGGGGCCCGUUUCCCGGAGUCGGGGCCGCCGCCAUGGCCAAGGCCGUGGCAGCAGCAGGAGGAGGAGGAGCAGGAGGAGCGGGAGGAGGCAUCGGCGGCGGGCUGACCUGGGUGACUCUGUUUGAUCAAAACAAUGCCUCCAAAAAAGAAGAGAUGGAAAGCACUAAUAAAAAUGACUCUUCAAAGAAGUUGUCAGUCGAGAGAGUUUAUCAAAAGAAGACCCAGCUUGAACAUAUUCUCCUUCGUCCUGAUACGUACAUUGGGUCAGUGGAGCCAUUAACUCAGUUAAUGUGGGUUUAUGAUGAAGAUGUAGGAAUGAAUUGCAGAGAAGUUACAUUUGUUCCAGGCUUGUACAAGAUCUUUGAUGAAAUUCUUGUUAAUGCCGCUGACAAUAAACAGAGGGAUAAAAACAUGACCUGUAUCAAAAUUUCUAUUGAUCCGGAAUCUAACAUCAUCAGCAUCUGGAAUAAUGGGAAAGGCAUUCCAGUAGUGGAACAUAAAGUAGAGAAAGUGUAUGUUCCUGCUUUAAUAUUUGGACAGCUAUUAACAUCCAGUAACUAUGAUGAUGAUGAGAAAAAAGUUACAGGUGGCCGAAAUGGUUAUGGAGCAAAGCUUUGUAACAUAUUCAGUACGAAAUUUACAGUUGAAACAGCUUGCAAAGAAUACAAACAUAGCUUUAAACAGACCUGGGUGAAUAAUAUGAUGAAGACUUCAGAGCCCAAAAUUAAACAUUUUGAAGGAGAAGACUACACAUGCAUAACUUUCCAGCCAGAUUUGGCCAAGUUUAAGAUGGAAAAGCUCGACAAGGAUAUUGUGGCCCUCAUGACUCGAAGAGCUUAUGAUUUGGCUGGUUCAUGCAAAGGCGUCAAAGUCAUGUUCAAUGGAAAGAAAUUACCUGUAAAUGGAUUUCGCAGUUAUGUAGAUCUGUAUGUAAAAGACAAGCUGGAUGAAACCGGAGUUGCCUUGAAAGUAAUUCACGAACUUGCAAAUGAAAGAUGGGACGUUUGUCUCGCAUUAAGUGAGAAAGGAUUCCAGCAAAUCAGCUUCGUAAAUAGCAUUGCAACCACAAAGGGGGGAAGACAUGUGGAUUAUGUUGUUGAUCAAAUUGUUGGUAAACUGAUUGAGGUAGUGAAGAAGAAGAACAAAGCUGGAGUAUCAGUGAAGCCGUUUCAAGUAAAAAAUCACAUAUGGGUUUUUGUUAAUUGCCUUAUUGAAAAUCCAACUUUCGAUUCUCAGACAAAGGAGAACAUGACUUUACAGCCCAAGAGCUUUGGGUCCAAAUGUCAGCUGUCAGAAAAAUUUUUCAAAGCAGCCUCCAACUGUGGGAUUGUAGAAAGUAUUUUAAAUUGGGUCAAAUUUAAGGCACAGACUCAACUGAACAAGAAAUGUUCAUCAGUGAAGUACAGUAAAAUCAAAGGCAUUCCCAAAUUGGAUGAUGCUAAUGAUGCUGGUGGUAAACAUUCCCUGGAAUGCACGUUGAUUUUAACAGAAGGAGAUUCUGCCAAAUCACUAGCAGUUUCUGGGUUAGGUGUGAUUGGACGAGAUAGAUAUGGAGUAUUUCCAUUGAGGGGUAAAAUUCUGAAUGUUCGAGAAGCCUCCCAUAAACAGAUUAUGGAAAAUGCAGAAAUCAACAAUAUUAUUAAAAUAGUUGGUCUUCAGUACAAAAAAAGUUACGAAGAUGCAGAAUCUCUGAAAACAUUGCGCUAUGGAAAGAUAAUGAUUAUGACUGAUCAGGAUCAGGAUGGCUCCCACAUAAAAGGCUUGCUAAUUAAUUUCAUUCAUCACAAUUGGCCAUCCCUUUUGAAACAUGGUUUUCUUGAAGAGUUCAUUACUCCCAUUGUAAAGGCAAGUAAAAACAAGCAGGAGCUUUCCUUCUACAGUAUUCCUGAAUUUGAUGAAUGGAAGAAACAUAUGGAAAAUCAUAAGGCAUGGAAAAUAAAGUACUACAAAGGGUUAGGUACCAGCACGGCUAAAGAAGCAAAGGAAUACUUUGCUGAUAUGGAAAGGCAUCGCAUCUUGUUCAGAUAUGCUGGGCCUGAAGAUGAUGCUGCCAUCACCCUGGCUUUCAGUAAAAAGAAGAUUGAUGAUCGCAAAGAAUGGCUAACAAAUUUCAUGGAGGAUCGCAGGCAGCGCAGGUUACAUGGCCUUCCAGAGCAAUUUUUAUAUGGUACAGCAACAAAGCAUUUAACGUACAAUGAUUUCAUCAACAAGGAGUUGAUUCUCUUUUCAAACUCAGACAACGAAAGAUCUAUACCAUCCCUUGUUGAUGGCUUUAAGCCAGGUCAACGCAAAGUUUUGUUUACCUGUUGCAAGAGGAAUGACAAACGGGAAGUUAAGGUUGCGCAGUUGGCUGGAUCAGUGGCUGAGAUGUCUGCUUAUCAUCAUGGAGAACAAGCGUUAAUGAUGACUAUUGUUAAUUUGGCUCAGAACUUUGUUGGAAGUAACAAUAUUAAUCUGCUGCAGCCCAUUGGUCAGUUUGGAACCAGGCUUCAUGGUGGCAAAGAUGCUGCGAGUCCUCGAUAUAUUUUCACAAUGUUAAGCACUUUAGCAAGACUGCUUUUCCCUGCAGUGGAUGACAACCUGCUUAAGUUCCUUUAUGAUGAUAACCAGCGGGUAGAACCUGAGUGGUAUAUUCCCAUCAUUCCCAUGGUUUUAAUAAACGGCGCUGAGGGCAUUGGUACAGGAUGGGCGUGUAAACUUCCUAACUAUGAUGCUAGGGAGAUUGUGAACAAUGUCAGGCGAAUGUUGGAUGGCUUGGAUCCUCAUCCUAUGCUUCCAAACUACAAAAAUUUCAGAGGAACAAUCCAAGAGCUUGGUCAGAACCAAUAUGCAGUUAGUGGUGAAAUAUUUGUGGUAGACAGGAAUACUGUAGAGAUCACUGAGCUUCCAGUGAGAACAUGGACCCAGGUGUACAAGGAACAGGUGUUAGAACCUAUGCUCAAUGGAACGGACAAAACACCAGCAUUAAUUUCUGACUACAAAGAGUAUCAUACAGAUACAACGGUGAAAUUUGUUGUGAAAAUGACAGAAGAAAAACUUGCGCAAGCAGAGGCUGCUGGAUUGCAUAAAGUUUUUAAACUUCAAACUACUCUCACUUGCAAUUCUAUGGUGCUGUUCGAUCAUAUGGGAUGUCUGAAGAAGUAUGAAACUGUUCAGGACAUCCUGAAGGAGUUCUUUGAAUUAAGAUUAAAUUAUUAUAGUUUGCGUAGGGAAUGGCUUAUGGGAAUGUUGGGAGCGGAAUCUACCAAACUUAACAAUCAAGCUCGCUUCAUUCUAGAGAAAAUACAGGGGAAAAUCACUAUAGAGAAUAGGUCAAAGAGAGAUUUGAUUCAAAUGUUAGUCCAGAGAGGUUAUGAAUCUGACCCAGUGAAAGCGUGGAAAGAAGCACAAGAAAAGGCGGCAGAAGAGGACGAAACACAAAACCAGCACGAUGACAGUUCUUCUGAUUCAGGAACAACCGCAGGCCCUGAUUUUAACUACAUCUUAAAUAUGUCCCUAUGGUGUCUUACUAAAGAAAAAGUUGAAGAGCUCAUUAAACAGAGAGAUUCCAAAGGAAGGGAACUGAAUGAUCUCAAGAGAAAAUCUCCGUCAGAUCUUUGGAAAGAAGAUUUGGCCGCUUUUGUUGAAGAGCUAGAUAAAGUGGAGGCACACGAAAGAGAAGAUAUUUUGUCUGGAAUGGCUGGCAAAGCAAUAAAAGGUAAAGUUGGCAAGCCUAAGAUGAAGAAGCUGCAGUUGGAAGAGACCAUGCCUUCCCCUUAUGGUCGAAGAAUAAUUCCACAGAUCACAUCUGCCAUGAAAGCUGAUGCAAGCAAAAAACUACUUAAGAAAAAGAAGGGUGAUAUUGAUCCCAUGGCAAUAAAAAUGGAAUUUGAUGAUGAAUUCAGUGGUGCACCAGCAGAAGGAGCCGAAGACUCGCUGAAUACAUCAGCUCCGGUUCCUAAAACACCCAAGCCCAAGAGAGAGAAGAAGGAACCUGGCACCAGAGUAAGAAAAACACCUUUGUCUUCCACUAAAUCCAGUGCAAAGAAAGUGAAAAAACGAAACCCAUGGUCAGAUGAUGAGUCUAAAUCUGAAAGUGACUUGGAAGAAAGUGAACCUGUCAUAAUUCCAAGAGACUCUCUGCUUAGAAGAGCUGCUGCUGAAAGGCCCAAGUACACUUUCGAUUUCUCCGAAGAGGAAGAUGAUGCUGAUGAUGAUGAUAACAAUGAUUUAGAUGAAUUGAAAGUUAAGUCAUCUCCAGUGACAAACGACAGAGAGGAUGAUUUUAUUCCUUCAGAUAGCUUAGAUAAAGAUGAAUAUGCAUUUUCUCCGGUCAAAUCAAAACCUACCCCAGAAAAAUCCUCACAUGACAAGAAAAAUCAAGAAUUUGGAAACCUGUUCUCAUUUCCGUCCUAUUCUCAGAAGUCUGAAGAUGAUGCAACUAAGUUUGAUAGUUAUGAAGAAGAUUCUGCUCCUGUUUUUUCAUCGUCCUUUGCCCUAAAAUCAACAGAGAAGCCUCCAAGUAAAACAGUAGCUGCUAAAAAAGCAAAACCAGCUUCAGAUGCUACUCCCAAACCUAAGAGACCUCCCAAACAGAAGAAAAUGGACACAACAAACUCUGAUUCUGAUUCAGAAUUUGGCAUUCCAAAGAAAAUUGCAGCUCCCAAAGGUAAAGGCAGGGGAGCAAAGAAAAGGAAAGCUUCAGGCUCUGAAAAUGAAGGUGAAUACAACCCUGGAAGGAAAACAUCCAAAUCCACACCAAGCAAGAAAUCCAAGAAAGCCCCUUUUGACCAGGAUUCAGAUGUAGACAUCUUCCCGUCAGAUUUCAGCUCUGAACCACCGUCUCUGCCACGGACAGGUCGGGCUAGAAAAGAAGUAAAAUAUUUUGCAGAGUCUGACGACGAUGUAGAUUUUGCCAUGUUUAAUUGAGUGCCCAGUGCACACACAAACAUUUUCCAACAAAAUACCUUGUGUUGUCCUUUUGGUCUUUUCUGUCGCAGACUUUUGUACAUUUGGCUUAUUUUAAUGUGAUGAUGUAAUUGAUGGUUUUUAUUCUUGUGUGUAGGCAUUUUAACAUUUUGUUCUUACACAUACAGUUUUAUGCUCUUUUUUACUCAUUGAAAUGUCAUGUAUUGUCUGAUUGGCUUGUAGAAAUGUUAUAGACUGCUGUGCUAAAAGCACACAUUUUAACUGUUAUGACUGCAGACAACAAACCUGCUUUUUGAAAUGAAAUUUAAACAUUAAAAAUGGAACUGUG